Ogataea haglerorum is the source of this 1893-nucleotide messenger RNA. RefSeq lists its product as uncharacterized. Gene Ontology annotation, cellular component: high-affinity iron permease complex. Gene Ontology annotation, biological process: reductive iron assimilation; cellular response to iron ion starvation. Gene Ontology annotation, molecular function: copper ion binding; ferroxidase activity. NCBI's taxonomy places the organism in Eukaryota, Fungi, Ascomycota, Pichiomycetes, Pichiales, Pichiaceae. The record is from RefSeq and is a predicted model, not a curated record. The transcript has a single exon. Bases 1 to 1893 code for a protein of 630 amino acids.
AUGAGAUUGUCAAUUCUUUCUUCAGGCUUUUUUGCAGCAGCAGCUCUGGCCCAAACUCAUGUUUUUAACUGGACCACCGGCUGGGGCACUGCCAACCCAGACGGCACCCACGAAAGGCCAGUGAUUACCUGUAACGGCCAAUUUCCAUGGCCUGAUAUCAGAGUCCAGAAGGGCGACCGGGUCGAGGUCUAUUUGACCAAUGGUUUUGACGAUGCUAAUACUACUCUUCACUUCCACGGUUUGUUCCAGCACGGGUCGACUCAGAUGGACGGUCCGCCGCUGGUCAGCCAGUGUCCGAUUGCUCCUGGUGACACUAUGUUGUACAACUUUACGGUUCCUGACCAGGUUGGUUCUUACUGGUACCACUCUCACACGGAAGGUCAGUAUAUGGACGGUAUGAGAGGUGCUUUUAUCAUUGAGGACCCUGAUAUGCCAUACGACUACGACGAGGAAGUCAUACUCACUGUCUCUGAGUGGUACCACGAUCUCGUUAGCACUAUGAUUCCCGACUUCUUGAGCGUCUACAAUCCAACUGGUGCAGAGCCAAUUCCUCAGAAUCUGCUCAUGAAUAACACCAGAAAUAACACCUGGAAAGUGGAACCUAACAAGACAUACUAUGUUCGUCUGAUCAACAUCGGUGGCUUUGUGUCUCAGUACCUGUACAUGCAGGACCACACGUUCACUGUCGUGGCAGUCGAUGGUGUCUAUGUGGAGCCGAACGAGACCAAUAUGAUCUACAUCACUGUCGCUCAGCGUUACGAUGUUCUGAUCACAACCAAGAAUGACACGUCCGAGAACUAUGCCUUCAUGCAGAUGUUCGACUCGACGAUGCUCGACGUUGUUCCUGACGAUCUGGUGCUGAACGCUACCAAUUAUAUUGUCUAUGACGAUAAUGCGGAUCUGCCAGACCAAUACAUUGUCGACUCGAUCGAUGACUUCCUUGAUGACUUCUACCUGGUUCCAUUGGUGAAAGAAGAGUUGUACGAGAGCUACGAUUACCAGAUCACCAUCGACGUUAUAAUGAACAAUUUGAACAAUGGUAUCAACUAUGCUUUCUUCAACAACAUCACCUACACUGCUCCAAAGGUCCCAACUCUCGGUAGUGUCAUGUCUGCCGGUGAGAACGCUACUAAUGCGUAUGUCUACGGUACGAACACCAACGCAUUCGUUUUGCAAAAGGACGAAAUCGUCGAAAUCGUGCUCAACAACCAGGAUACCGGUAAGCAUCCGUUCCACUUGCACGGUCACGUGUUCCAAGUUAUCGAGAGAGGUCCAGAGUUCCCGGACGACGCGCCUCAGGCUUACAACGAGUCUGCUCCGUACACUCCGCCUGAGCACCCAAUGGAAAGAGACGUGCUCUACGUGAAUCCAAACUCUUACUUCGUGAUCAGAUUCAAGGCCAACAACCCGGGUGUCUGGUAUUUCCACUGCCACAUCGAAUGGCACUUGAUCCAAGGUCUGGCUCUCACUUUGAUUGAGGAUCCUCUUGGAAUCCAGGCCAACGAGACUCUGACCGAAAACUGGAAGCAAGUCUGCCAAAACGUCAACAUGUCUUACACCGGUAAUGCUGCUGGCAACGACAACGACUUCUUCGACCUGACAGGUCAGAACGUCCAGGUUAAAGAUCUUCCGGCUGGAUUCACUGCCAGAGGUAUUGUGGCCCUGGUCUUCUCCUGUGUCAGUGGUGUUUUGGGUUGUAUUGUCAUUUUCUGGUACGGUAUGGCUGAUAUUCCAGACAUUGAAAAAAGAGUGCUUGCUGACCUUAAUCUUGACGAUAGGGCCUUCCUGGCGGCAGAGGAGGAGGAAGAAGAAGCUGCUGAGGCUGCUGGCUCUAGUGUCAAUGAUGGCCUUUCCAAAGAAGGAACUACCCGGGAGAUUACUAUUUCUCACUAG